GUCGGACCUUUCCUAACUUUAGAUUACUUGACUACUUUAAACCGUACGACCAGGGAUUUUCAUAAGGGACGGAAACAGGAAAGGACGAGCCCCGGAUGCCGGAUAGGCGAUGCUACAUAGGUGGGCGGUGGACGGUGGGGACUUUUUGUGCAAGUUUUAGUCGCGACUAUAGCCAUGUACAACUCUACUCUUCUUUUUUUCUUUUUUUCCUUCCUUCACCCUCUAAUAGUCAAAGAGCAUGACCAAGGUUGAAUUUAAUUUAAUGACUAGAAUGACGAUCGUAUGGUCACAAUUAAUCAGGUCGUUUACGUGGACUACGCCUUUUGGAAUGGUUUGUGGGGCAUCCCUGUCUUCCCUGUUCCUCGGGCUUACAACAACCAGAACAACCUGCAAUAUCCUGCAACAAUUCCAGUUUUCUUUCAACUUGUACCUAUUCUUGGCUGUCUUAUCCGACAGGACCUGCAUCAUCCAUUUGCUCUCCGCGCUUCUUGGUCCCUUCUUGCAGCAAUGGGGUAUUGAUCAGCAUCCCGAUCUAGUAACCACUUGGUAUUCUUUGGGCUAUCUAUACACACCUAACUUUUCUAUGAAAAAGACCCAACGGCAUGCCGAGGUACCCGAAGCUCUACAAUGACAUACCUAAUAGUUUAGGUUGACGUAUAUCAUUGUUGUGUACAGUAAUAGAUCAACCGACAGUCUCGGCCGCCUCUUAAACUUCUAUUUGCCACCCGCAAACCUGAGUAUAAGCACUAGACAUCUAGUUCACUCGGCUAGAUGA
Molecule: messenger RNA, 775 nt
Organism: Daldinia loculata
Lineage: Eukaryota; Fungi; Ascomycota; Sordariomycetes; Xylariales; Hypoxylaceae
Exons: 2
Coding region: 239-631 (130 amino acids)
Source: RefSeq, a predicted model, not a curated record